GUGCAGCAGCCCGACCAAUGGGCGCGCAUCGCGUCAUUAGCCGCGGAGACGGCGGGUUUGGCUUACAUGGAGGCCUGGUCUAGGCCGGUGGGCGAGUAGGGAGGGUGAGCCGAAGGUGGCAGUCAGCGGCGGCGUCAGCCCGAGCAGUGCGUCGCCAGGACUGUGCGGCCGCACCUGCCUCACUCCGCGUUCUCCUCAGGCCCGGCCAUGGAGCAUCAGGUCCAGCGGCUUCGGCAGGCGUUCCGGUCCGGCCGAUCGCGGCCGCUCCGCUUCCGACGGCAGCAGCUCGAGGCCCUGCGGAGGAUGGUGCAGGAGCGCGAGAAGGACAUCUUGGCGGCCAUCGCGGCGGACCUGAGCAAGAGUGAACUCAACGCAUACAGUCAUGAAGUCAUUACCAUCCUUGGGGAGAUUGAUUUUAUGCUGGCAAAUCUUUCUGAAUUGGCUUCUGCUAAGCCAGCUAAGAAGAACCUGCUUACCCUGCUGGAUGAGGCCUACGUUCAGCCAGAGCCUCUGGGGGUCGUACUGAUUAUCGGAGCUUGGAACUACCCUUUCGUCCUUAUCAUGCAGCCACUGCUGGGAGCCAUUGCUGCAGGAAAUGCUGUGAUUGUUAAGCCUUCAGAACUAAGUGAGAACACAGCCAAGAUCUUAGCUGAACUCCUCCCUCAAUAUUUAGACCAGGACCUGUAUGCGGUAGUUAAUGGCGGUGUUGCCGAGACCACAGAGCUCCUGAAGCAGCGCUUUGAUCACAUUCUCUACACAGGAAACACGGCGGUUGGAAAAAUUGUCAUGGAAGCUGCUGCCAAACACCUGACCCCUGUGACCCUGGAACUCGGGGGGAAAAGCCCGUGUUACAUUGACCGAGACUGUGACCUGGACGUCGCUUGCCGACGCAUAACCUGGGGAAAGUACAUGAAUUGUGGUCAGACUUGUAUUGCUCCAGACUACAUCCUCUGCGAAGCCUCCCUCCAGGAUCAGAUAGUGCAGAAGGUUAAGGAAACGGUGAAGGACUUUUAUGGGGAAAAUAUAAAAGAGUCUCCUGAUUAUGAAAGGAUCAUCAAUCUUCGUCACUUUAAGAGGUUACAAAGUCUGCUUGAAGGACAGAAAAUAGCUUUUGGCGGGGAGACUGAUGAGGCCACACGCUACAUAGCCCCAACCAUACUUACUGAUGUUGAUCCUAAUUCCAAGGUGAUGCAAGAAGAAAUUUUUGGACCAAUUCUUCCAAUAGUGUCUGUGAAAAAUGUAGAUGAAGCCAUUAAUUUCAUUAAUGAUCGUGAAAAGCCUCUGGCGCUCUACAUAUUUUCUCAUAACAAUAAGCUCAUCAAACGGGUGAUUGAUGAGACGUCCAGUGGUGGAGUCACAGGCAAUGAUGUCAUCAUGCACUUCACUGUCAAUUCUUUGCCCUUUGGAGGUGUGGGUGCCAGUGGAAUGGGGGCUUAUCAUGGAAAAUACAGUUUUGAUACCUUUUCUCAUCAGCGCCCCUGUUUAUUAAAAGGGCUAAAGGGAGAAAGUGCUAACAAGCUCAGGUACCCUCCCAACAGCCAGUCCAAGCUCGGUUGGGCGAAGUUCUUCCUGCUGAAACAUCUCAGCAGAGGAGAGCUGUUGCUGAUGUUCUCAGUCUUGGCCCUGGCUGCAGCUAUAUUAGUCAAGAAAUGCCAAGGUCUGCCGAGGGGGAAUGCCCUGUUGGCUUCUCUGAUAGUUGACAGACUGCGCUGGUCCAGUAAACACUGAUAAUCAGAUCUCAGCUGUCUGUUGAGAGUGAGGUAGGAGCUUCCUGUUUUCUUUCUGUGUGUGAGGUGGGCCAGGUUGGGUUCCGUUUGGUUUUAGCUGUUUCUACAGCUGAAGGUGUAGGAUUGCUGACAAAGGAUGUUUUACUUACAUAUAUUGUCCUUUGACCCGGAGCUAAUCAAUGUUAAAAUUCAGUUUAGGCAUCGUUUGAAAGGGACGGGGAGGGGUACUGAUAAUCUGGGAGAAAUGUAUAGGAGUAACAUCUAGGCUGGGUCUGGUGAAAUCUGCGUCCUUUCUAAAAGUGAGUGGCCACAUGUUGAACCUUGCUGUUCCCUCUGUCAGUUCAGGAGGAUGUACCAGGCAAUUCCAGUCCACAGUCACCAUUUAGACUUUUUAUUUCAUAACUUGAGAAUAGUUUUUAAAAGUCUCAGUUGUUUCAUUUUAAUUAAAAAUAAAACCUUACAGCUUAGGAAUUGACGGUGGCAGGGUUUUUCCUCUUUUUCAUCUUUCUGAGGCUGGAGACGUGGUUGGAGGUAGGCUUGGGUCUCUGGUCAGUAGCCUUUUUUAUCUGACAUUGGUCCCUUAGCCUAGUGUGCGUAUUUUUGGUUGGGGUAGACUUUCUCAACCUCUAGGGUGACAUGGAGGACCAGGCUUGCCUUGUCCCCAAGAAGGCCCACACAAG
This is a messenger RNA of Peromyscus eremicus (cactus mouse), 2407 nucleotides long. It is a transcript of the gene Aldh3a2, whose product is annotated as aldehyde dehydrogenase 3 family member A2. The transcript has 10 exons. The record is from RefSeq and is a predicted model, not a curated record. The coding region runs from base 208 to 1728 and encodes 506 amino acids. Lineage: Eukaryota; Metazoa; Chordata; Mammalia; Rodentia; Cricetidae. Gene Ontology annotation, biological process: aldehyde metabolic process. Gene Ontology annotation, cellular component: cytoplasm. Gene Ontology annotation, molecular function: aldehyde dehydrogenase (NAD+) activity.